Porites lobata is the source of this 8789-nucleotide messenger RNA. Lineage: Eukaryota; Metazoa; Cnidaria; Anthozoa; Scleractinia; Poritidae. The record is from the annotation of a GenBank genome assembly.
CACAUUCAAAGAUCAGCCAUAGGCCAUCGCUUUUCGACUAUUAAAAGUCUACAACUGGCCACGGAACUCACUUACAGCCAUCCUUGAAAUUUAUUCAGCGUUCAAACGUGUUCCUUUCUCUCUCUGAAGGAAGUUUCUGCGGUACAAAGAAGGCAAUCGAACUGCCGUUGACGACAAAAACGCUAGGUACGUUUCAUUCUUUUUACGGCCGUUCGAUGCAAGUUGGCGAAGUUCGAGCUGCGAGGGCAGAAGAUUUUGAGCAUUUUCGCCGGCUGGCAGAGAGCGUCGAUGGAUGGAAUCUUCAGUACGAUAAACAGGGGACGAAAGUGUUCUCCAAAGUGAAGGAUGGCUCUACAGUUAGGCUCAUAAAGGUAAAGGAAAGCACAUUAUUUUGAUAAGCGACGGCUAAUUUAGACCGCGUAACCGCGGGAGUGUUAAUUUGACUAUUUAACGUAUCUUGAAAGUUAUUGAUAAUACUCGCAGAGAAUUCUCCCCUUUUCUGGUCGGAAUAGAGGGUACAUUUAUCGCAAAGACAGAUCUGUUGACUUGUCGUGGCUGAGAUACCGGAUGGAAUAUUUUUGCGCGCAGGUUGGGAAUAUUGGCAAACCACAUGUUUCUCGACCAGUCUCGACAUUCCAACUUUCUUGAAAACAACCUUAAUGUUUUUGAAAUGAUUGUUGUUAAAUGAGCUUAGGUAUGCUGUCUUGAGGAUUAUUAGCGGUUUAACUUUGGUUCUCUUUCAGUGACCUGGUCCUAAGUGUGUUUCAACGCUUUCGCACUUAGGUUAAGCUCACAUAAGGGUGUACUUGACUAGUAAGCUUAAUGAAUAAACGAAUAUAACCUUUAUCUUUCAAAUUGUUCCUCGAAAUAAUUUUUUUUUCUUCUGCGAAUAGGUUAAAAAUUUUCUGUCUUUGAUAGUCGAGAUUAUUUAAACUUACUUGAACUUAUCUAGCUAAUAAGAGUGAAGAGGGAAAAAGUAACGCGAUGAUAUAAUGCGUGGAAGUCAAUAUAUCAAAACGGUUUGUGGGUUUGGUGGCUUUCAUGUGGCUUUUGAGAAUGUUUCGCCAAAAAAAAAAAAAAAACAAAACAUCAUUUUCAUGCCGUGACUGGUUAAAGAAAGGCCUUUUUUUUGUUGUGAUCGACAUGAUGCAAAAUGGAGUUAUAAAUGAGACUGAAUUCCAAGCUCAUUCUGCUGAAUUUUUUAAACUCUGUCAUCAACUUGUCCAAAUUUAUCUUAUCAUGAGAAUGAAUGGGUCUGCUGUUUUCUUUCAAAUCAAAGAGGUACCUGUAUUUUAUUACCCACUCUCCAGUCAUAACAAACUGUUAUCUAUGAACUUAGUAGUUUAUGCCUGCUUGGUGAGCUUUGGAGCAGAUUCCAUGGGGGGUCAACAAAUGAUUAAUCCCCAGGAUGGGAAAUCGUGAAUUUUAUUAUUUUUCAUUCAAAAUAUUUCUCCAUUUCUAAUUGGCUAAAAACACACGCAUAAUUCAUCAUAACCAGCUACUAUUGACAAAAUUUGGACGAAUUCUGCUAUUAAUCAACUGAUGACGUCAAAAGUGCGGCACAGUUGCAGGUUAAUGCACCGUCAACCAGGAAGACCUGGGAACGAGGUUGAGUUGUUUUGGUUGUGAAAAGAAAAAUGGCUGAACACUCGGCGGAACAUUUAACUCGUUUCACAAUGAACUAUAGUCUAAAAACAUAGCAAGAAGACAACUCCAAGGACAACAUCUGCUAUUUGGAGUAUUAUUUGCAAACCUGAACAGCCCUUUAUCUUCUAAACAUGCACAAUCGAGGUGAACUUAACAUUGACAAAGGUAGCCAUGUUUUUAAACUAGGAAUUAUUUUCAAUGUACAGUAAAGCAAUUCAGCUUUCCUUGGCCUUCGGCUUCGGUGGAUAACACCAUCCUUGAUUUGCACAAUUCUUCACAUCCUACUCAGCCUUAUUCACUACUUGCUAACUAUUCUCUUCCCAGGGACUUUUAAAACCCUUGUGGUUUUGUUCUCAUGUGUAAGGUCUGUGUAGUCACUUUGAUAUUGAUCUCAAUAUUUUGACUGCUUGUUGAUAUCAUUAGGAAGCUAAGUGGUCUAGAAUGGAUGUGAUCCUUACUUGUAAGAUAGUGUUGUGGUUGUAGGUGAUUGGAGGAGUUUGUUUCUUGUUGUUAAAUAAAUGUGCACUUGGCAGGGAUGCAACCAAGGGGGCUGUUCGUUUAUUAGCUGUGGAGGGAAGGGUAUGUGGAAAAAGCUGAGAAAAUUUUCAAACCAACCUCCACUUUAUUGAGGCUUUUUAGAAAUGACCCCCGAUUAAUUUACCUGUUGCAGAAGUGUCCCCCACCUAACUGCUGUGGAAACUAUGAAUAUAUAUACUGUAAGACCUAUUGAGCCGCUAUGAACAAAAUCUUUAUUCUAUGCGUGCCUAUGCGUAAAUAAAGAUUAUUUUCAUGAUGACGUGUUCAGCUGUGUUUUUCCUACGUGCUAAGUACCCAAAAAUUGUUGACAAUGAUGACAAACUUUCUAGCAUUUUUGUAAUUUAGCUUCUAGCCUCUUAAGCCAACAGCAAAAGUGGUGAAGAUGUUUUGCAAAUAAUAGAGCCUGAAUCAUUAAAAAGUCUAACAACAACAACAAUCUUUAUUUGCACUGACUCUUGCCCAAAAAUAAAUUACGACAAUGAAAAUAUUGAACGUAAAAAUUAGAGUACUGGCUGCCUGGGUUAACCAUGGUGGCUAGCGGAGCCAGGCAGCCAGUUGACAUCAGCUGUAAAUAGAAUUAAAUUACAGGUCAGCAAGAAAACUGAAGCACAAAUGCACACAUAAAAAGAAAAAAAGAAAAAAAAGAGAGAAGAGGAAAAAUGCUAUUUCUACGCUAUGAAAGAAGUCUAAAAUAGUUAAAUUUAUAUAUGAAUACAAAACAUUAAUAUAAGAAGAACCUGAAAAGGUGACAGAAUUUAACAAAAGACUACUUUGCAGGUAAUUUGGGAAACGACAAUAGCUAAUAAGAAUACAAGUAACUAAUAAUCUGAUUCCUUGAAGUUUAAAAUAGAGAAGGUUUUCAAAUUUUCGCAAGUUGAGUUCCACACUUUGGAGCCCUUAAAUCCUAUGUUAAAUAUUCCAUAAUUUGUUCGUACUUUAGGUAAAGUAUAGAACGUAUUUGAGGCAAUUCUUGUAUUAUAGUUAUGUGUUUUAUUGAGUUAUGUGAAUAAAGUAUCAAAUACAGAUGGUAGACGUCUAUUGUGAAAUUUAUACACAAAGACUUUGAUAUUAAGAAAGAUCUAGACAAGGUUAGGCAGAUUAACAAUAUUUAAGUGUUUGAAAAUUAGACUAGAGCACUUGCUCAUGAAAUACAGAUUUAGUUGAAACAUACAUGCACUUAUCGUCGAUUGAGACCCUUAAAGCAGUGGUUAUCUAUGGCUUAGAUUUCAUUCUUAACUCACAUUAUAGAGAGUUGUAUGAGAGGGAUAUGAACAUCAAUAAAUUAUGUCAGAGAUUCUAGUGUGAAAGGAGUCAAACAUUACAUUAGGAUCAGGAUUGGCAUGCAAUACACCUUUCAAGUCAACUGACUGGAUAUCUUGAAUAAGAGCAGAUUCAUCAAAAUUAUAAUAAUUUCUCUUGUAGAUCUUGACAUUGUUAGGUAAAGAAGUGAAUUUUUUAACAAUAAGGAAAUUAGGUAGAUGAUCAAUAAGAUCAUAAACAAUAUUCCCACUUCAGGUGAGGUGUUCCAAAGAAUUGAAGAAAAUGUUAUCAACUCCAACUCUUUGAGCAUUUAAAAGACUGGGUUGAAAAGUGAAUGAAUAACCUGGCAUUUCGAUAAUGGGUAAAAAACUUUGGUCACCUUUAAGCUUAAUCUCAGUGUCAGUGAGACUCAGACUAUUGAAAAAGGCAAUUAAUAUAACUCAGAUAGCAUAUGUUGCAAAUAAUCAAAAGUUGGCUAACAGGCACCUAAGAUUGCAGUGCAAAGCAGAAAAGCAUUUGUCAGAAAGAUAUUCGUUUAUACAAUGAUUAUCGUGAAAGUCAUGAGAAUUAUAGUACUGAAAACUCAAAUCACAGGAUAAGUGGAGAUCAACAAGCCUCGCCCAUUGUGUUGUUUCCUUAUACAAGGAGCUUCGCUUCACUCUGUCUCUCCUCACCCAGGUGUAUAAAUAGGUAACGACAACAUACUGCUGGGGGGUAACCCUUUGAUUGACUAGCGUCCCAUCCCGGGGGAAGUAGGCAAUAUGAUGCUUCAUGCUAAGGAAACCCCAGAUAAGCUCCGGCCAUUUGGGCCUUUGGCUCAUAUGCGCCUUUACCUUUUUUACAUUCAGUUAUUUCAAUUCAUGCUCACAACCCUCAAAGUUAAAGUUUUUGCUUGGUCGCCAUUGGCGACCAAAUCUUUUGGUUUAGGGAGACUUUGUUACAAAUCAAGUCGCCACCUUCAAAAUUUUAGGCGCCAUGGCAACUGAAAUGGUUGCAACUUGGAGCGUUGCGCUCCUGACUGCUUCAUAAGUCUACUUUUAUUAAAUUAAAUGACCUCCCCCAGCAGAAUAGCGAGCCCUCCCUUACAGCUUUAUGUCGUACUGUAAAAGUGAAAUGUCAUCCAAUGGUCUGUUUUCCUUUUAGGUUGUAACCAAAUUUAAUGAUGUUUCUUGUUCGUUGAUGUAUGAUGUCCUCCAUGAUGGAGACUACAGAAGAUGCUGGGAUGAAAACAUGGUAGAUUGCUACGAAAUUUGCCAGCUAGACAGAUGCAAUGAUAUAGGAUAUUAUUCCAGUAAGUUGACCUUUAUUACUUUAAAUCAGCUCUGGUGCAACGUCCCCCUUACUAGGGGCAACAUAGGGGCAGUUUUUGCAGCGAUGACUAUGACCACAUCAACAGUGUCAAAAAAGCAAUAGGUUUAAUGAGCAAUAGUCAGUAACUUCGCACAUGUUUCACACUUUUUGUACAUUUCUCUGUCAUCUCUGCAUCAUCUCUGUACACAUGAUUACAGAGUUGCGCUCUUUUAUGUGAAGUAAUUAUGGAGGACUCAAAUUUAUAAACUUAGGCAAAUUUUCCUUUCUGUUGUUCUUAAACUUAGAUAUUGUACUUUGUAGUCCAGUUGAUGUAUGACAGUUCAAUUCAAGGAACAUUCACCAACCUUGGAGAAAUUAAGCAGGCUUGAGCUAUUGUGAUAAAGUUUGAAGGUCAAAAAUGCACUUGAUGUCAAGCAGGCUUAUUUCUCAAACAUUAGCUUGUAAUUGAGCAUAAUUUGAUUAGUAAUGUCUUUACUGCCCUCGUCCUGGUUAUAUAUUUAAAGGCCCUAGUGUCUACAUUGUACAUCAAAGAUUCGUCGGAUCAAUUUAGGUGUCUUGGUAACUUUCCACCUACCCCUCUCCUAAACCAACAUUUUUCCCCAAGUGAGAAGUAAGUGUUAGAUAAUCUUAGCUUAGGGGAGGGGUACCCAAGUAGUUUCCCAGAAACCUUAAUUGAUCCGAUUCGUCUCUGUUAUGCUUGUAGGAAUUACAUGUAGCUUUCAGUUAAUCUUAAGAGUCAAGUUAACUUUCUUGGCACUCGUGGUGUGUUGUUUUUAAUUUAAUCAUUAUAAUGCUUUUUUUAUAUACCAGUCAAGUGUCCAAAACCAAUGAAAAACAGAGAUUUUGUGACCCAGAGGUCAUGGUCUUGGAAAGAUGACAACUUCAUUAUCUUUAACCAUUCCGUGCAUCACAAGGUAUGAAAGAAACAAGUAACUGUUUAGAUAACAUACUGUGCUAGUUAAAAAAUGUAGCAGCAUUAGGAUAGUUGAGGGAAAGGUUAAUCUUUGUAAAGGUAAUGGUCCUCAUUUAAUGUUUGUCACUUGUACCAGUACUCAUUAGAAUGACAAACCUGAGGACCCCCCCCCCCCCCUUACCCCCCCCCUUCUUUAUCAAUGCUCCAUUUUACAGAUAUUUAAAGUAACUUAAGGCUACAUGCAAAAUAUAGAAGGCGAAACAAGGAUUUUGAGGUCACAUGAGGGAAUCGAUUCAACUCAGAACCUCCUGCACAAGGCCACGCACAAAGCAAUUUUGGUUAUCCUUAUCUCAUCUAGGUGGAGAAUGUAAAUUAAUUUGGCCCUUGUAGACUUGCAGCAAUCUUCACAACCUUGGUGUGCCAAAAACCUUUAAAUUGAGACCAAAAAUGUAACCAAUGGAAUAGCCUGUGAGUAAGCUCUCCGUGGUGCUCUGUAGGUGGGGCAGGAAAAGGAAGGAGAGCUUGCAACUACACCUCUAGAAUUUGAAUUCCACCUCCAAUUCCCUUGUGGCUCCCUGUCGACUGGGCUGUCAGAUUUCCGCCAAUCAGCGCAAAGUGGAAAUGAGCCUGAAUGUUAACAAACAUUGAGAAACACGUGCAAGGGAUAAUGACGUCAUUACCAAUGUCAUCUCUGCCAAUCAGCAUAUUUCCGCAUUGACUUUUUCGAUGCAGAUAUUCAAAUUCCAGAGAUGUACUUUCAAGCUCUCCUUCCUUUUCCCACCCUGCCUCUAGAGUGCCCCAGAGAGCUUGCUCGCAGGCUACCCAUGAGAAUGCAAGAUACACGUACUGAUUUCCUUAUUUGAUGUCUUGAAAAAUGGAUGGCGAAGUCCAGUAGUCCUCCACUUGCCUGCAGUCAAUGUAAAACAAACAAUAGAGAGGAGAAGUGUGUAUUUUUGGAUUACAACAAAAUAUAAUUCACAAAGAAAAAACAAAAGAAAUUAAUAUUUAAUGAGUGUCUUUAUAUCUGAACUUUAUUGAACUUUAACAAAUACAAUUCUGCACUGUACAAGAUAUUAAUCAACAAAAUGUGUAGUGCAAUUUGCAGCUUCAUGAAAGUGUUGAUUCAUAUUAAUAAGACUGGCUGGUUGUUUAUGAGAGCUUAAAAACAAAAGAAAACUUCAAUUGGGUAAUCCCAAAAGUGGUCAUGGUUGCUUACCGCAGCAGUUGCUUACAAGAGCUUUUCAUUACAAAGUUUAAUUUACAGUUCAAAUGGGGUUUCACAAAGGUGGCUGUAACUAGAGCUGAUCACUUACAAUAGUGGUCACAAGGAGAGCUUUGACUGUAUUUGAAAAAUGCGGCUCUUUGCUUUUUAAAUUUUUUGGGCUAGUUUGUUAUUAGUGUCAGCAAUUUCAGUGAUUUUUGUUUUUGUUACAGAGCGCACCAGUAAAGAAAGGAUUUAUUCGUGGAUCAUCAAUUCUUAGUGGUUACUAUGUCCAAAAAAAGGGUGAAGGAUUGUCUCUUACUUAUGUAUCUCAAGUGGAUUUAAAAGGUAAUGCAGCUUUAACAUUGUUCAAGAUUGUUCUUAUUUUUCUUUACCUUCACCUUGGCAUAUCUUCCCUUAUUGAUAUGUAGAGGUAUGAAUUUAAUGGCAGGGGUAUUUUGCAGAAUGCUGAAUGGUCGCGGAACGCUGAAUGACUCUGAAUUUUAGUGAUUAGAAUAAGAAACUAAGUGAAACAGGUGCCAUUUAGAGUCAUUAUACUGGGCAAACUGACCAGAAACUUAGUUCACUCAGUUUCCUAACCCUAAUCACUAAACUUCAGAGUCAGUUGGCAUUCGGUGGCCAGUUGUCGUUCUGCAAAAUACACCCCUGCUGUAAAUUGGACUGUUAAGCAAGAAGUACAGUAUUGCUUAUGAAGAAGAGAAAUAAAAAAACCUUUGUCAACAUUUAAGCAUGGAUUUUUGGGUCCUGCUUGAGUUGGUGCUUUAUCAUAACACCUUAGAUUCCUGAAACUUCAUCAUUCAGGUUAUGUAAAAUUUAAAUGUUAUUUAACUAAGUAUUUUAGUUUUUACUUUCAUGUCUCUUUAGGAAAUUUGCCAAAGUGGUUAGUCAAUCGAGCAUCUACAAAGAUUGCUCCGAAGGUACAUUGUAUUGAUCAUGUCUUGUACUUUUUUAUUUUGACCUAAUUUUAAUAUUUUUAUACAGUGAAACCCCGCUUUACGGCCACCUCGGUAAUACGGUCACAUCGUUAUUACGGCCACUUUUUUUGGCCGCCUGGCAAAAACCGCCAUACAUUUUGUUGUAAAAAAACCCUUGUUUAUACAGGCAAUUUUUUUGGCCUAUUGGUGACUGUAUUAACGGGGUUGCACUGUACUAAGUUAAAGUAGCGUCAAUGAUAUAUUCAAUACCUCAAGCACAGACUUCUAGUGGCCAGCCUGCUUGUCAUGUACAAACUUUGUACAAUAAUGUACCUGAAUAGUGGUGGUUAGAGGACCGUGUCUUGUUUGGAGGUUGGGGUUUGAUUUUUCAUUUUUCUCUACAAUGUUUUAAUUAUAACACGUGCAAAAGACAUAAAUUGUACUUUAUUUUAACCCACUCGCCCAUGGAAAUUUUGUCAUAAACACUGUUUAUCUGCCCAAAACCUUGUGAGUGAGAAAUUGUAGGUGGGUAGGGACCCAUUGUCACAAAGAAGUACAUGUAUAAGGCUGCCAGUUCAGCUGAGGGGAGAAAAAAAAGGAGCGAAAUGCAUGGCCUCAAAUGACAGCCUGUAUUUUCUCAGGUUUUUCAAAUGGAAUGGCAAAAACCAUUAAAUUUUCUAGUAUUGAACUCAUGAUUUGUCCACUUAAAUGGUAGUUAAACUAGAGUUCUCCUUUGUUAAAUUCUCAGGUCAUAAAGAAUAUUCAUGAGGCUGCUCUUGAUUAUCAAGCAUGGAAGGCUGAGCAUGCUCCUAGCUAUAAACCAUGGAUCUGGCCUGAGCAAAGCAUUCUUCCAAAGCUUCGUCGUGACGACGUUGAGUCUGUUAGUAGUGAAUCUCCAAGUGGAUCUGAUCAGGAAGAAGAGAUGGUGGGUGACCCUGCAAACUCUUCCAGUGAAGACAAUUUGGAUGAAAAUAUAAUGCUCUGA